AAUAAUUAAGGAUGAAAGAAUACCUAUGUAGUGAGUCACUCACGUGGGGUGUUGGAAAGUAACCUGCCUAAUUUAAAUAUCACCUGCAUGGACUUCCUGUAGAGACGUCAGAUCCGAGGAUACUUGUUUUGUUGUUCGAAAUUAGGAAUAUUACCUGUACUUCUAACAACUGAGUCGGCGCCCUCGGAAGAAUGAGCUGAAUUAUUCACCCAGACAUAAUUCCAAUUAUGGGACACGCUUGACUUCAUCAUCCAUCUUCUGAAGUAAUCUCAGGUCAGGUUGAAUAUUUGUGAAGUCAUUGAGUCUGGUUAUGUGAAUUCCCAAAGAAGUGGGGCAGAACCUUGGUUAUGCUUCCUCUGCUUUGCCACAGGAUCCAUGACGCUUCUCCAUUACAAGACGAAGGAUCACUUGAGUAACGAGAAAGGCGAAAUCUAGGAUGAAGACGUGAGGAGGAGAUGACACGCGGUGGAUCAGGGUUUCAACCUCACCUUCACUUUGGGAUGUUUGCCCCACUUAUGAAAUAAACUAAGCAUAUCCUUUCAGGGAGACGAGGGCACAGAGGAAGUAGGACAGUGGAACAUUGGAAGUUGGACUUGCUAGCUAGGUACUCCAGCCUCUGGCCAUGACGGAGCCAAUGGUCCCCAGUAGCAGCAGCAGUGCUGGCCUAACAUGGGCAAAGAUGUGCAAGGAGUGUGGCCAGCAGCACGAGGGAGGCCAGGAGAACCACCUGUAUGAGUACCAGGAUGAGGUAGAUGACGAGCUGGUGUGCCACAUCUGUCUGCAGCCCCUGCUGCAGCCCAUGGACACGCCGUGCGGACACACCUACUGCUUCCAGUGCCUCAGCAGCUUCCUGAAGGAGCAGGACUUUUGUCCCGUGGACCGCCAGCAGCUGCAGCUGCACCAUUGCCGGCCCUCCAGCCUGCUGGUCAGGAACCUGCUGGACAAGCUGACCGUGCUCUGCCCACACCAAGCUGAGUGCCAGCAGCAGAUGCAGCGCUGCGAGCUGCAGCCCCACUUGCACAACAGAUGUCCUGUUUUCAGAAGGCUGAGGGAGGAGGCAGAGAGGAGGAAGAGACCCCCCUGGAAUGAGCUAAAGGGGAACAGGGGGGGGGGAGAGUCAGGCGCUGAUACCAAACAUACCCGUACCGCCACCCGGGACACCCAGCCCGAGCCUGGCCUCAUCAACCCUGCCUUCGAAGAGAGCGAGGACGAGACCUCCAUGCGGUCCAGCCUGGUGGCCGAGGCCAACGUGGUGGAGAUGAUUCGGGAGGAGCAGGAGUUGGGCCUGCGUAUUGUGGGAGGAAAGGACACGCCCCUGGGGAACAUAGUCAUCCAGGAGAUCAUUCGUGACUCACUGGCGGCCCGCGACGGCAGGCUGGCCCCAGGGGACCACAUUCUGGAGGUGAAUGACGUCAGCCUGGCGUCUAUCCCACACGGCCGGGCCAUCUCUGUGCUGCGGCGGCCAUGCCCUCUGCUCAGACUCAUCGUCAUGCAGGAGAAGGGCUUCAACCCUCGUCACCCGCAACGCCCUGGCCUCGAGCACCACACUCCCUCCUCCACCGUCAUGGCCACUGCCUCCCCUCCCUCUCACAGUCCCCACGGCACCGCCCACAACCAGGGCACGGUGAUCCAGGUGACGCUGGUGAAGAGGGAUCGCUCAGAGCCGCUGGGCAUCAAGCUGAUCCGCAAGUCGGACGAGACGGGGGUCUUCAUUUUGGACCUGCUGGCGGGUGGGCUGGCGGCCAAGGACGGGAAACUAUGCAACAAUGACAAGGUGCUGGCCAUCAACGGGCAAGAUCUGAGACAUGGCACCCCAGAGAGCGCAGCACAGAUCAUACAGGCCAGUGAGGUGCGGGUGAACUUUGUGGUGAUGAGGCACCCGGAGCCCCAGGAGGAGGGGGGCAGCGGUGGAGAGGGGCAGGGCCGAGUGGCCAGGAGGGCUCCAGAACCCCAGUACUUCAGACGGCCCUCCACCUACAUGAAGGAUCCACCAGGGGGCUUCUCCAGCCAGGAGAAGAUGGUGAGUCUGAAGAAGGAGCCGAGACUCUCCCUGGGCAUCACCAUCGCCGGGGGGAGGGACUGCCGCAGCCGCCUGCCCGUCUACAUCACCAGUGUCCAGCCUGUUGGCUGCCUGCACCGAGACGGCACUAUCAAAAAAGGGGAUGUCUUGCUGAGCAUCAACGGCGUGGAUCUGACACAGCUGACUUACAAUGAAGCGGUGUCGGUGCUGAAGGCCCAGACGGCUCAGGCCCAGGUGGUCCUCAGGGUCAUCCAGACCAUCUCAGAAGACCCAGAGGAUGAGGGGGAGGGCGCCAAGGAGGCCAUGGAGUCUGUGGAAAAUCCAAGGGAGGAUGACGCCAACUGGGCCCCGUUGUGGACCCGCUGGCUGGGGCUUUCCAGUCACAUGCACUGGUGCCGUGACAUCGUGUUGCUGAAGACCAAUCAGGAGAGCUGGGGCUUCAGCAUUGUGGGCGGCUUCGAGGAGACUCGUGGACAACAGCCGUUCUUCAUCAAGACCAUCGUGCCUGGUACACCCGUCUACCUCGACGGACGCCUCAAGUGUGGUGAUGAGAUUGUAGCUGUGAACGGAGCCACCACGGUGGGCAUGAACAACUCGUCCCUCAUCCCCAUGCUCAAGCUGCAGAAGAAUAAAGUCACACUGACUGUGGUGUCCUGGCCGGGGAGCCUGGUGUAGACACGCAUGCGUACGCACACGAAGAUACACACACACACACAGACGCACACCCUGCCUUCCUCAGCUCCUGUCUCCACUGAGCCUCUUGUCUCUGCACACACCACCCUAGAAUCUCAUUGGUGACAUUCUUGGAAAGAUGGUUACUUCUCCGAUUGAUUGUUAAUUUCACUAGGUAAUCUCUUCUGAUGUGGAUUGUAAUCUAGUURAAUUUGCACAUUGCCCUAGCUGACUAGUGUGACUGAAUUUCACAUUUUAGUUGUUUCACUGCUUUGGUUGUUACUCAAAAGGGUAGUUGAUUUUCUGGCUGAAGAAAUCGGGCUUAUCAGGGUGAAGGAUGAAUUGACCAUCAAAUUGGAAUCCUUAAUGGUGCAAACAGCCACAUAUAUUUAUAUAUAUCACACUCACUCACCGGCCAGUUUAUUAGGUACAC
Salvelinus sp. IW2-2015 is the source of this 3125-nucleotide messenger RNA. It is a transcript of the gene lnx2b, whose product is annotated as ligand of numb-protein X 2b. The record is from RefSeq and is a predicted model, not a curated record. Lineage: Eukaryota; Metazoa; Chordata; Actinopteri; Salmoniformes; Salmonidae. Gene Ontology annotation, molecular function: protein binding; ubiquitin-protein transferase activity; metal ion binding.